Carassius carassius (crucian carp) is the source of this 2043-nucleotide messenger RNA. Its product is annotated as Golgi resident protein GCP60-like. Gene Ontology annotation, molecular function: fatty-acyl-CoA binding. Gene Ontology annotation, cellular component: Golgi membrane. Bases 251 to 1717 code for a protein of 488 amino acids. Lineage: Eukaryota; Metazoa; Chordata; Actinopteri; Cypriniformes; Cyprinidae. The record is from RefSeq and is a predicted model, not a curated record. The transcript is spliced from 8 exons.
CUCUCAGGUAACCUAAUGUUAGGCUAAGUGACACUUUAGCAUUAAACCAAAUGCAAUGCAAGACUCGACGGAGAACGUAUCGGGUUUUAACUGCGCGGUAACAGACGUAACUAAAAAGCGAAUGCUCUUUAAAUGAGCUGAAAAUAACACAAAUAUCCGGGAUUUCCGGUGGGAAUAUACGGAAGAGAGGUGUUCUGUGCGCUACGUGGCCACCUGUGACAGCAGCAGCUCGCAUUGACAGUUUGACGUGAUGGAGUUUGACAGAGCAGAACAUGACAACGACAGGAUCGAGAAAACCGGCGAGAACGGCAUUAACACCGAGACUCCCGCUCCCGACAGCGAGGCACACCGGGAAUCAUGCGAGGCUCGUGAAGAGCCUCAGAAGUCCUGGAGUUUGGAGAGAAACUGGGGGUUUCCUUUAGAGGAGCUCUUCAAACUUGCGCUGAAAUUCUUUAAAGAGAUGAAUGGGAAGGCAUUCAACCCAACAUAUGAAGAAAAUCUCCGUUUGGUUGCACUACAUAAGCAGAUCACAAUUGGUCCCUAUGAUCCAAAAGCAUGUUCAGAAAUUGGCCUCUUUGACAUACUGGGAAGCGACAGAAGGAAAGAAUGGCUACGGCUGGGCAGCAUGGCUAAAGAAGAUGCCAUGGAGGACUUUGUGAAGCUCCUGAACUCCUGUUGUAGUCUGUUUGCACCAUAUGUAACAUCACAUAAGAUUGAGAAGGAGGAACAAGAGAUGAGACGAAGAGAAGAGGAAGAACGUCUCAGGCUGGAGAGAGAAGAGCAGGAGCGGCGACGGCUGGAAGAAGAAGCACGACACAGAGAAGAAGAAGAGAGGAGAUUAAAAGAGGAUGAACAGAGAAGAAAAGAAGAGGCAGAGAGGUUACAGAUAGAGCGGCAAAAACAACAUAUCAUGGCUGUUCUGAAUGCACAAACAACUGUGCAGUUUCAGCAGUAUGCCAAUCAGCAGUAUCCAGACAGUCCAGACCAGCAGCAGUUACUCAUCAGACAGCUGCAGGAACAGCAUUACCAGCAGUACAUCCACCAGGCCCUCCGCCUACAGCAGAUGGCCUUGCAGAAGCAGCAAGACUCAAAUGUGACUCAAACGCCAGAAGCUCUUUCUGCUCCUGUGUCGGAUGAAGCUGCGCUCACAUGCAAUCCCAACAGCCAAUCAAAUUCAUUAGAAAAUCAGGAACAACAGACAGACUCAAAAGCCUUCCAUUUGUGUGUGGAAGGCAAAACAGGAGAAGUGCCCAUCAUUGCUCCUUCUAUGUGGACACGGCCUCAGAUUAAAGAGUUUAAGGAAAAGGUGGUGCACGAUCAGGACUCUGUGAUCACAGUAAACCAAGGGGAGGUGUUGACAGUACGGGUGCCCACUCAUCAGGAUGGCUCACACCUGUUUUGGGAAUUCGCCACCGAUCACUACGAUAUCGGUUUUGGGCUUUUCUUUGAGUGGAAGGACUUGACCAUGCCAGCAAGCACUGAGACUACUGAAACUAAAGAAGGCACAGAACAAGUUGAAGGAGAGGAGCAGGCAGAACAGGGCAGAUGUCCACUGGUACAUGAGGUUGUUCCUGUUUCCCGUCGUGACAGCCAUGAGGAGGUUUAUGCAGGCAGCCACCAAUAUCCUGGUCAAGGAGUUCAUCUUCUGAAAUUUGACAAUUCCUACUCCCUCUGGAGGCCAAAGGUUAUCUAUUACAGAGUUUAUUACACUAGAUAAACAUCAGCAGACCAGGUUCUGCACUCACAAUCCACCUGUGAGCAUCUUGAGAGUCUUUAACAGAGGCACACUACUCAAGCUGUUGAAAUAUGUUGUUUGUUUUGAAAGCAAAGGUAUUUGCAUUGUGUUCUCAAGAUACAUGAAUCCUACUUUGGAGUCAUGAUCUGAAGUCCUUGGAAGUCCUGUGCUUUUAGAAGAAAUUUUAAGAAAACAAAAUUUUCCAAUAUCUUGUAUGUUUAUGUUGAAUCAAUGAAGGAGUGGUGCAUAUUAAUUAUUUUUUAAUUGAUGCGAUUGAUUCAAGCACUUUAAAUUAAAAAAUAUAUAUA